Molecule: messenger RNA, 690 nt
Organism: Knipowitschia caucasica
Lineage: Eukaryota; Metazoa; Chordata; Actinopteri; Gobiiformes; Gobiidae
Source: the annotation of a GenBank genome assembly
AUGACCGCCGUCGCUGGAACGCAGCUUCCGCACGCAGCUUCCGCACGCAGCUUCCGCACGCAGCUUCCGCACGCAGCUUCCGCACGCAGCUUCCGCACGCAGCUUCCGCACGCAGCUUCCGCACGCAGCUUCCGCACGCAGCUUCCGCACGCAGCUUCCGCACGCAGCUUCCGCACGCAGCUUCCGCACGCAGCUUCCGCACGCAGCUUCCGCACUCAGCUUCCGCACUCAGCUUCCGCACGCAGCUUCCGCACGCAGCUUCCGCACGCAGCUUCCGCACGCACCAGCCGCACGCACCAGCCGCAGGGGCGCCCAACGGAAAGAGAAGCAGCUCCACCAGGCCUCAGUGUCCUAGUCCCGGGCCCAGAGAGAAGCAGCUCCACCAGGCCUCAGUGUCCUAAUCCCGGGCCCAGAGAGAAGCAGCUCCACCAGGCCUCAGUGUCCCUGUCCCGGGCCCAGAGAGAAGCAGCUCCACCAGGCCUCAGUGUCCCUGUCCCGGGCCCAGAGAGAAGCAGCUCCACCAGGCCUCAGUGUCCUAGUCCCGGGCUGGAAAAGGCCUGCACAGUGUCCCAGUCCUGGCAUUGUCCCAGCAGUGUCCUUCCGUCUCCUCUGGCCGCUGUGGACAGAAGCUGCAGACCAGUCCAGUCCAGACCAGAGCGAGCGGAGGUGCACUGCAAAACUCAAUCCUAA